AUGAUUUUUACUUUUUCUCGUAUUUUUCGUCGCAUGAUGUCAACUUGUCCAAGUAGUCAUUUUAUUACUUUACCUAAUCGUCCAAUCGUUCAGACUAAUGGUGAAACGGUUCAUGGGCCACUUAAACUUCACUAUUGGGAAUGGCAAGGUCGUCAACCUACAAUACUCUUUUGUCAUGCUGCAUCCUUCCAUGGUCGAUGCUAUGAUCGUAUUAUUAAUGAAGCUUUACAUGGUUUUCAUGUAAUUGCGUUGGAUUUUCGAGGUCAUGGUCGAUCACAAACACAUCCACCUCCUUAUCCUUUUCGAUGGCAUGGAGAAGAUGUUUUACAAUUUAUUGAAACACUUAAUCUUAACAAAGAUAACCUUAUUGGUGUUGGUCAUUCUCUAGGUGGCUAUUCUUUGACUCGUGCUGCAGCAGCAGCAUCAAGCCGACUAUUUCAAUCAUUACUCUUACUCGAUCCUGUUAUUUUUCAUCGAUCAAUGUAUCAAGACCAUGAUUAUUCGUCUACUUUAGAUUACAUUGUACGCCGAAAAAGUCAAUGGUUAUCUGUUGAAGAUAUGAUAUCAAGUUUAGAAAAACGUGAGCCAUUUUCACGAUGGCCACCAGAGACUCUUCGUAGUUAUUGUACUUAUGCUCUUGAUGAGAAUAAUAAACUUGUAUGUGCACCCAAUGGAGAAGCAUCAAUAUAUACAUCAAGUAUACUAGCCGAAUCAAAUUUAUAUCCAUUAAUUGAAAAAUCAAAAUUUAUUAAAGAUAUUCCAAUACAUAUUGUAAGAUCAACAUUUCCAAAUAAUUUCGGUCAAUUUGAUACAUCACCAACAGUACCUAAUCUAGUUAAAUGGUUUCAAAAAGGACGAGACACAAAAUUAGAAAAUUCGAAACAUUUCUUUCCAAUGGAACAACCACAAAUAGUAAUGGAUUUAGUAAAAGAAUUGAUAAAAGAAAACGAAAAACUAUUCUGCCAUCUAUAA
Messenger RNA from Rotaria sp. Silwood1, 972 nucleotides. The record is from the annotation of a GenBank genome assembly. NCBI's taxonomy places the organism in Eukaryota, Metazoa, Rotifera, Eurotatoria, Philodinida, Philodinidae.